AGAUGUGCUGGUGGUGAACUAUUUCACUCCUCAUGGCAUAUAAGCAUAGCCCAAAAUAUAAUACAUGUUGAUGUACAUGUACACAGCAUGUAAUGGUUGACAGUAUUACUGCGAAUGUUACCUAAUGCUUAUUUGGUUAAGUGGACUUUUAUAACAGUACAGGUGCUAUUUAAAGAGCAGUUGGGAUCAAACUUAUUGUUGACAGGUAAACCUUGCAGGUAUUUAUUUCGAUCAUAAAUGUGAUACUGUAUGUGGAGGUGCCUUGUUGUAUUGAAUAGCUGCAGAGUUGCGUAUUUGUUACCUUUGGGUUUUUGGAUGGAGCUGUCCUCAAUCUGACAAUGUCACAUCCCGGCACUCAGUGGUAAACCUGAGAUCAUAGUUAUCGACUCAUCAAAACUCAUGUACGAAACGUUGGUGACUGCGGGAUCAAUGAAAUCAUUCACAGAAUUGCCGAUAGGGGACAACAAAUUAUGGAUUAACCUAAAUUCACCUGGAGUCUGUUUUGGCACCAGGCCCAAAGGUGAACAACGGAAAUGAGGAAGAAGCUGGGAAAAAAGGACCAGCAACGGGACCCAAAGCGAUUUAUCGCAGUCACACCGCAGGUUGUUUACUUAUCAGAUUGUGAAGAUCCAGUAGAAAAUGCUCAUGUCAGUUACCACUUGAUGGGAUCAACUGGAUUGGAAUUGACAAGAAAACAAACCGAGAAGCUGACAUUUUGCCAGCAUGGAUGAUUCUGUGGCAAUCAAUAUGACCGAGUUACCACGGACAGCCUCUUCUGACUCAGCCAGGGAGCGUAAUCCUGAGUUAGAUGCUGAGAUGGAGAAGGUGUUCCAGCCCCCAGUCAAAUUUGAGAUCCUUGAUACUUCAGUGGAAGUACAGCCUGGACAUAACAUUCACUUUGAUGAACAGGACUAUGAAAGACACCGGCACUAUGACCACCAUCAUCAUCACCAUCCUCUCAGUCCACUGCGUAAGAACAAGAGCUGCCCUCGCAUAUCUGGUCCAAGUGAUCGAUCCCAUCACCACUCCAGCGCCAAGCACCAACGUCCUAGUGUCGUGGGUAGCUUCUCCGAGAGGAGUGAGAUCAGCCCUAUAGCCGAGGGGGAAACGGAAGGGGAAGGGAAUGGAGAGGAGGCCGAGGAGCAAGAUGCAGUCAAGGAGAUAGAGGUGCCUGUUGAAGUCAAGGAGGACAAGGUUAAUGGAGAGGAGAAGAUAGAGGAAGAACCAAGGCGAAAUGUGCCAAAGUUCACCAUCGGGGAUCCAGAUCAAGACGAAGAAGGUAGUUAUCACAUGGGAGGUCAAGAACCAGAAACUAUGGAAAAUACCCCAGUGGAAGAUGCUGAGUCAAGAAAACACCACCACAAGCACCAUCAUCACCACCAUCAUCAUCACCGCCAUCACCAUAAAGACAAGGAUUAUCUGACGCCUGAAGAUGCAAUCCAUCGGCAUCAUAGACAUCAUCACCAUCAUAAGAAGCAUAGCUCUACUGAUGUUCCAGAGCUAAGAUACCGUAAAGGGAGUAGUGUCAACCUAGAGGGAAUGACUAGAGUCCCUACAGAGUUGGAUGAAGCCAUGACCCUUAAAGAAGCUGAUUUGGAUGACAUAGCCAUUCAUCGACUAGCGGAUGUUCCUGGAGUUCAUCGACACAGAGUAACAAGGAAAGUGAGCUCCUUGAUCCACAUCGGUCAACGAUCUACUGAAGUAUUGGACCAAAUGGCCAAGACUGGAGGGAAGAAGGAAUUUGAUCACCGACCUCAUGAGGUCUUUGUAGAACUAGAUGAGUUAUACAAGGUUGAAGGUCAUGAUAUGCAGUGGAAGGAGAAAGCACGCUGGAUCAAGUUUGAGGAGGAUGUUGAGGAGGGUUCUGAUAGAUGGGGCAAGCCUCACAUUGCUUCGUUGACAUUCCAUAGUCUGAUAGAGCUACGCAAACUGUUGGCACAGGGUGCAACCCUUUUGGAUUUGGAAGAGACACAUUUAUCUGAUAUCUUCCAUCGGAUUGUGGAGAAGAUGAUCACAUCAGAUCAGAUCAUGGAGGAGAAUACAGGCGAUGUAAUGAGAGCUCUGCUGCUCAAACACAGGCACGUGCAUGAACGUCACGGCCUGUUGAAGAAUCUAUCCACAGUCAGCUUAUCCUCCAUGAUUGGUGGGCAUCACCAUGACAACAUGCAUCGGAACACCCAAUCCGAAGUCAAUUUCAGGCAUCUUAAAGAAGGCCAUAGCAUUCUGAAGAACAUGUCCUCAAUCAGUUUGAGUGGAAGCAGUGAGAAAGAUAAGAUGACCAAACAUGCCACAGAGCCAGCAGACAUUGAGCUGCUGUACGAGACUGAGAUCAAGACUCCAAUGUUGAUGCCGUCCAAAGAGGAACUUAGCAUUCCUGACAUUGAUGAUAGUGCUCCCAUCAACAAUCAGUAUUCAUCUAGUGUUCCAACGCAAAGACCCAUCCACAUCUCCCGAUCCUUCGCUAAGAGGUUAGACCAGCAACGUCUUGAAGGCAUUAUGCGCAAGAUUCCUGCGGAUGCAGAGGCAACUACUGUCUUAGUUGGUGAAGUUGACUUCCUCAAGAAACCCACCGUGGUGUUUGUCCGUCUUGCUAAGGGAACAGUGUUAGAGAAUUUCUCUGAGGUGCCCAUUCCUGUUAGGUUUGUCUUCGUGUUGCUUGGACCGAGUCUUAGCUCAGUGGAUUAUCAUGAGCUGGGUCGUUGCUUCUCAACUCUCAUGUCCAGCGAGCACUUUCAUGAGACUGCUUACAGUGCUGACUGUAUGGAUGACCUACUGAGCGCUAUGAACGAGUUCAUCGAUGACUCUGUAGUCCUGCCAGCUGGGAACUGGGACAAGGAUCUGUUGCUUCCAAUCCUACGCACUCAAAACAUGAAGAUGAAACAGAGGAGACAGAAGAAAGAAGAAGACAUAGAGGAGGAGGAGGAGGAAGAAUUACUGCCACCAGAUAUCACGGAAGUUGAUCACAAGGUUAAGCCCAUCAAACGACCAGCAAAGUUCAUUGACCCUUUGAAGCGUACUGGAUGUCUGUUUGGAGGUCUCGUGAAUGAUAUCAAACGGCGGUAUCCUUGGUACCUUAGUGAUCUCAAAGAUGCUGUGAAUCUACAGUCUCUUGCGUCUGUCUUCUUCAUCUUCUUUGCUGCUUUUUCCCCAGCGAUCACCUUUGGUGGUUUACUGGCUGAUAAGACGGACAACAUGAUUGGUGUAUCUGAGAUGAUCUUAGGUACAGCGAUCUGUGGUGUGGUCUUUGCUUUGAUAUCCGGUCAACCUCUCAUCAUCAUUGGUGCGACAGGACCAGUGCUAGUCUUUGAAGAAAACUUGUAUGCUUUCUGUGUCAACAGUGAAAUUGAAUAUCUUCCAUUUCGAGCCUGGGUUGGCAUUUGGAUUUUCGUCAUUGCUAUAGUGACGGUGGCACUAGAGGGCAGUGUUCUUGUACGACUUUUCACACGAUUCACAGAGGAUAUAUUCUCCCUCCUCAUCUCACUCAUUUUCAUCUAUGAAGUCUUCAAGAAGUUGGCAGCUGUGUUUGCCAAGCAUCCUCUUCUUGAGAACUACUGUUUGGAUGAGGAUGACUUCAACUCAACAGAAGUCUACACAACUAAUUACACAGAGCUGACAACGCCAGUCUAUCCAGCUAAUGUUACAGACAACAUGAACUCCACGGUUUGUACUGUAUCAGCUGACGUCAAGAAAAACAUGCCCAACACAGCACUGCUGUCAAUGAUUCUCACGCUUGGAACAUUCUUCUUGGCAUAUUUCUUGCGGAUCUUGAGAAACAGCCGUUUCCUUGGUAGAGGGGCACGUAAGACCAUUGGUGAUUUUGGCAUUCCUAUUGCCAUUGUUAUCAUGGUGAUGGCAGAUGUGCUGAUUUCUCCAACUACAUACACCCAGAAACUGAAUGUUCCCAGUGGUUUGAAUCCAACAAACAGUUGUGCUCGAGGUUGGUUUGUGAAUCCACUCGGUAUGCACCGACCUAUUCCUGCUGGCCUGGUGUUUGCAGCUAUCAUCCCUGCCUUCCUUUGCUUCAUCCUCAUCUACAUGGAAUCACAGAUUACCAACUUGAUCAUCAACAAGAAAGACAACAAACUGAAGAAAGGUUCUGGCUUCCAUUUGGACUUGUUUAUCCUUGGUGGCAUGGCAUGUUUCAAUUCACUCUUGGGUAUGCCAUGGAUGUGCUCGGCUACGGUGAGAUCGGUGACUCACUUGGGAAGCUUGACCGUGUUGAGUAAGACUCAUGCUCCCGGUGAGAAGCCAAGGAUAGAAGGAGUCUGGGAGCAACGAGUGACUGCGUUUAUUGUCCAUCUACUCAUUGGUUUGUCCAUUGCUUUGGCACCCCUCCUGAGACAAGUUCCAUUAUCUGUUCUCUUUGGAGUCUUCCUGUACAUGGGCAUUGUAUCAUUGAAUGGUGUACAGAUGGUAGAUCGUCUGCUGCUCAUGUUUAUGCCAGUCAAACAUCAUCCAGAUGUCUCCUACACCAGGAAGGUGAAGACAUUCCGUAUGCAUAUGUUUACGAGCAUCCAGUCGAUAUGCCUAGCUAUACUCUGGGCUGUUAAGAGCACACCUGCAGCACUGGCAUUCCCUUUCUUCUUGAUUUUACUGGUUCUCAUCAGACAACUCAUGAAAAGGCUGUUUUCAGCUUCAGAAUUAGAAGCACUUGACAGUGCGGAAACUGAAAUUGAUCCAGAAGAGGAAGAUGAAUAUCAAGCAUCUCACAUGCCUGUGUAAGGUGUUAGGAAAAAUUGAUAUCUGAAUAUGCUACAUGUAUGUUACAUGAGUAAGACAAUCCUCUUGACAAAGCGCAUGAUUACUAAGCAACAAAACGUAAUCUGCCCUGAGUUGAAGUAUACCCCCAAGUGGUUAAAGAAAGACACUUAAAGUUUUUCAAGUGGGUUCUUGCAUGCGUUCUGUGUGUACGCAAAGACCAUGCAUGAAGGAAUAAAUUUCUUAUGUGUACUCAGCGUGCUCCGCGUCAAACGCGCCAUUGAGCCCAUUAUAAAUGCGCGCCUAUGCAGUGAGUACUAAAAAAACACGCCUUCUUUUGUUCCACUCGGAGUGGAUACAAGUACUAGCAGCUUCUCGACAACAAAUUUUAUAGUUUAUUAACCUUUUGUAAUAAACAGUUGCCAAAGCCUUGUAACCUGGGGAGAAAAUGCUCUUUUUUUAUUUGAAUGCAUGUAAGUACUAUAAAAAGAAACAUUUUGAGAUUUAUCUGGAGUUAUUUCCUGUUGUCAUAUUAAAGCUAUUUUUGUAAAGGAGAAUGUAGAUACAUAUUCCUUUGGGAAGUUCAUUGGAUGCAGAUAAGUAAUAUUUUCUUUCUUGACCAUUGCAGCAUGAUUUUUUAUUUGGACUGAGAUAAUGAAAGGAAGUAUGGGCAAAUGUCUUGUUUGAGCAAUUACCUUGAGGUGAAGGCACCUGCAGUCCCUUCUGCCAAUAGAUACAAUUUGGCAUAGAUAUGAGGCCUUAUAUUUCCCACAUCCUUUCAAGGCAAGCCCUUGAAAUUAUUAGUUUCCCCAUAAAAGUCUUGAAACUCAAGGAAUCUUUAACCCAACACUUCUGAAAUUCCCCAAAAUGAAAUACCUGUGUAACACAUCAGAACAAAUUUGACUCACAUUUUCGGUAAAGACACCCACCAGUAAAUGUUGAGUUGAAUUGUUAAAUACAUAGCUACCUUUGAAGAAUUUUUAAGAUGAUUUACAUUUGACGACAGUACUACAAGUAUGUACUAUUUGAACAUGAUAUGUACAUGUACUGAGUGCAGAAGAAAUCAGUCACUUUAAGAAUUUUCUUAAAUGAAUUUCUGACCAACCCAUGAUAGUACUUUGUUUCAGACAUAUGUCAUUGUUAAUUUCAGGCUCUAACAUACAUGUAUGUUACUGAACUGGAUUUUGUACUACCUCUUUUUUUACCCCUUAGUCUAUAAUGCAAAGGUCUGAUAUCAAGUGAACCAAAUUUACAUUUAUAGUACUAAGUUAGUGAAGAUCCUUGUUACAGGUAGUGUUCGGUCAGCAUUGUUUUGAGAAUUGUCACAAGUGAUAUACAUGUAUACUUUAACUCAUCCCAGUUCAAUGUUUGAAAUCACAGUACAUCUUUUAGGGGGAUAUUGAAUCGUAAUGUUCAUAUUAACAGUUUGAUUUUGCUUCUUAAAUGAAUUGAGCCCGGGUGACCCCUUGAACCACUGAAUUAUAUGUACAUUCCAAAGUGUUAAAAUACUGUUCACUGUUUGUUAUCCUACCUAUCAAUAUUAUGUAGUACUGAUUUAGUUUAUUUGGCCCUGUAAGUACUGUCUGAGCUAUUUGCCAAAGAGUGCCUACUAUAGAAACCACCCAUAAUGCAUGUUAUACCUCGCAAAGGUUAAUUUAAUGGACAUAAACAUGAAUUGAAUGCUAUUUUUAUUACACCCUUCUUCCACUCUAAGGUACAACUUGCCAAGAAGGUAUCUUUUUGCCUGUUUCAUUUGUGUGCUGUAAUGUUUGCACAAAUUAUGAAUCACUACUUUUUGUUCUGCAGUUUUAAAAUUUACCAACAUUGGUUUGCGUAUUCCACUGAUGCAUUUCAGGAUACUUGUACAUUGUAUUUGCAUUUUGGUGAAGGAAUGUAAAAACCAGUGAACAAAAUGUCAGCUGACAAUACUCUGUACAGUGUUAUGUGUACAUGUACAGUCUUAUUAAAGCACCAGUACAUGUUUUGAAUUACUGAAAAAUGAAAGCUAUUAAAACA
Acanthaster planci (crown-of-thorns starfish) is the source of this 6714-nucleotide messenger RNA. RefSeq names its product band 3 anion transport protein-like. Gene Ontology annotation, biological process: monoatomic anion transport; transmembrane transport; bicarbonate transport. The record is from RefSeq and is a predicted model, not a curated record. Gene Ontology annotation, molecular function: solute:inorganic anion antiporter activity; monoatomic anion transmembrane transporter activity. Gene Ontology annotation, cellular component: plasma membrane. Lineage: Eukaryota; Metazoa; Echinodermata; Asteroidea; Valvatida; Acanthasteridae.